Molecule: messenger RNA, 4357 nt
Organism: Photinus pyralis (common eastern firefly)
Lineage: Eukaryota; Metazoa; Arthropoda; Insecta; Coleoptera; Lampyridae
Gene: ens
Product: MAP7 domain-containing protein 2
Exons: 12
Coding region: 329-3070 (913 amino acids)
Biological process (GO): microtubule cytoskeleton organization
Cellular component (GO): microtubule cytoskeleton
Source: RefSeq, a predicted model, not a curated record
AUACUUUUCUUCCACAAUAGAAACGGGAGUCACUGUGACUCCGGAUUAAUUGACUGAAUCCGGGCGGUUCUUUUCAGUCAGUUCGUGAUAGUUGAGUUGGACGUACAACACGCUGCUUGUGGUCAUUUAUGGCAUGGAUUUACGGAACUCGUCCAAUAUGAGAAAUUGAAAGUGUUUCUUUUUAGUGCAAAAAUUAGUGCAGCGAUGACCUCAUUUUAUAAUUAAAAAAAUCUAACUUUCGGUUAAUUUUAUAUUAAUUGGAUGUACGCGCGCCAAUUUUUUAUUGGAACCGUAGUGCAAUAUAAUUCAUUGUGAUGUGCGGUUUAAGAUGUUAACAGUGUUGCGGCCGCGUGAAUUAACCCCAAUGGAGGGUUUAGAUCAUUUAUUUUUACUUCCCGAAAGAGUUUUGGAAAUGGAUACUAAAAAUCUACAAAAGGAUCUUGCUGGGCUCGAUUUUGACGCGCGCCUUUUGCACGAGGCGCCCAUGGGGAAUGUUUGGCUAUCUGGGUCCCGUCCUUCAUCAGCCAAUAGGGGUACAAUGCAUUGGUUUGCUCAUUUGGGAUCAGAUUCUAGUAAUGUGGAAGACGAAAAAGAAGCUAGAAUAAAGACUUUCAAGGAACGCCAAAAUGAGGAAAGGCAGAGGAAGUUGGACGAAAUGAAACACCAGGCACUAGCAGCUCAACGAUUUAAGGAACAAAAAGAGAACGAACGAAGGCAGCGUAUAGACGACUUAAGGCUUAAGGAAGAUGAAAGACGGCAGCAGGUGGAAGAUAGGAAAAAGGCAAUAAACGAUGCAGAGAGAGAUAGGUUAGAAUCAAUUUUAAAACGUAACCAAGAAAGGGAAGCCAGGAUAGAAGCGAAACGGAAAAAUGAACGAAGUUCUAUGGUUUUCGCCUUCGGAUCUUCGACUCCUCGAAUGUUGGGCCCGGCGGAUAGCUCCGGUUCGUUUUGGGGACACAGAAGGGCAACCUCCACCCAAAACAUAACAUAUUCACCUGCUCCUCUCACUAGAAGACAGUCAGAAAGGGAACUUGAUGGUGGUAGUAAAAAAAGAGCAACAUCCGCAGGCGGUUUGGAACGUUCAGGUGAAGAUAUGCGAAUGUCUACUUCUAUGUACGCAGUUUUCCAUUGGGAUAGCGAUCCUGACUCGUUCAAGUCUCCCAUUACUAGCUUACCCGCACAACCAAUUUCUCUCAACACGACGAGCAGUUUCGCUACCACACCACAGCAUCCGGCGGGCUGUAUAAGUGGAUACGUGGGCCGUCGACGCACAGAUCUGAUGCCCACAAUACCAGCGAAAGAUUCUCCGACCACACUACCCCGUAAACCUUUCAUGCGUUCACCAGGUAGGGCUUACUCGAUGUCUCGUCUUGACCAAUUGUCUAAGCCACGAAAAAGGCCAACUGAUUUACCCACCCUAACGGAAAUGGCUAUCCAUUCUCCCUUCAAAUCCCUAUAUCAUCCACAACAAUCCUCAGUUAGUCGUAGUAUGAGUCACCUAGCUUUUAAUAAGCCGGCGCAGCCGGUACAGUCCCAAAAACCUUUACGGAAAGCUGACAGCCGCAGUAUGCACCAACUUACAACCGCUGUAUCUUUACCACCGCCGCGCACAACACGCGCAACCGAACUUAGACAGAAGAAAUUAGCAUCCACCAACUGUUUUUCUCAGGUUGAAGCACCAUCGCGGCCCAGCAGUUCUCUAAGUCAGCAAAGUACAAGUAGUGUUACCAGCUCAGUUGUAAUGAGAAGUCGUCCCUCGACAGCACCCAGAGGUCCCCGACCUGCAAGUAUUGCUGUUACUGGUAUAACAACCGAUCUAAAAAAUCUAGCCGAUAUAAAAAAGCCAGAUAACAAACCUCCGCUGCCGAAAGUUAGAAAAUCAAGUUUAGUCAAAUCGCAGGAGAAAAUAGGGAAGAAGAAAUCUCUUUCGUCGCCCACGGAAGGUUCGCCUAAAACGUUACUUUCACCGACCAGCACUGCGACGGCGACAAUUACCACAGAUGUUGAUAUUACGAACACUCUAAUUAAUGUAGAUAGAAAUACCACGAAUUUUGUAUCUGAAACAAUUUCUAAUGAAGACAAAUUGAUUUUAAAUGGUCAGGAAUGCAGUAUUGAGUCGGAUAACAAACAGACUACCCCACAGCUUAUACAAAUUGAUCAAAUUGGCCCCACGGAUGUAACGGAUCAAUUAGAAACGAAAUUUAACGAAAUGAGUAUUUGUGAUGACGAAAAAGGUGAUGCCGUAAAGGAUAUGAUAUAUCAAAUUAUCGAUAAGGUCGAAGAAAAUAUUUUUGGAAAAUCUGAACCGUCGGCUGUACCUGAUAAUCAGCUGGACAUGUUCGAGAGUCAAAGUGGCGACAUCGAUAUGACGGCCUCUGUGAAUUCCAAACCGCGAAUUACAACUGAGGAGGAAGCAAAAGCCGCUUUAGCCGAAAGGAGACGUUUGGCGCGCGAGGAAGCCGAACGGCAAGCCGAGAUGGAACGACUUCGGAUAGAGGAGGAGAUUAGAAUUGAGUACGAGAGGCAGCAAAGAGAAGAGGAACUACAGAGACAGUUAAUUGAACAGCAGAGAGCUGCGGAAGAAGAACGUCUGAGAGAGGCAAUAAAAGAGGCACAGCGUCGUGAAGAGGAGGAAAAACUAAGAAAAGAAGAAGAAUUACGAUUGAAGGUGUUGAAGGAUGAAGCGGAGCGUAAAGCACGGGAAGAGGCCGAACGGCAGAAAGCCGAAUUGCAGGAGCGAUUGAAAAAUGAAGAGAAGGAAAGAGAGGCGAGACGUAAGCGAGUCGAAGCAAUCAUGCUCCGUACCAGGGGGAAAAACAACUCUGGCGUGUCACAAACUGAAGAGAAGAACGCCGAAAAUAAAUUUGAAGUUAAAGUCAACGGAUCUAAAACUGAUAGUGCAGAAAAUGGUCAUAAAAAUGGAAAAGAUAUAGAAACAGUAGAUAAUAUUAUUCCAGUUGACACUUUAAAAAAUGCUAACACAGUUAAUGUGACCACACUUAGUACGGAUGACACGAUUAAUUCAAAUGACGCUUGGCAGCGUAACUCUCAAACAGAUUUGUUAAUGUGAGCUCUCACGAGUCCAAACUAGGUGCUUGAAGAAAAGAUCACAACUUUCUUAUACAUAAAUACUGGUUUAGAGUUGCCGUUAUCAUCUUCCUCAGCUUUCAAACUAUAUGAUUUACUGCGUUUGUGCAAUAAAAUGCGAACUGGUUACUUUCGGUAAUACGAUUUAUAUAAAUUUUAAGUAUUUUUGUUUUUAGCGAGCAAGUUUUUUUAUAAUCCUGAUCAAGUAUUUGAAUAAAGAUUUGAAUCGAAAAGUAAAGUGUGUGUUUCUAUUUUUAUAAUUAUUUGUUAAAUUCUUAUUUAUUUAUAAAUAUUAUGUUGCAUAGAAGUGGAAACAUGCAGUAUUACUAGAUGGCAUAUUGAAAAUAUUUUAUGAUUUUUAAUGUGUGCUUAGAUCUAUAAAUGAGAACCUUGCUGUUUGAGGCUAGAUAGUUUUUAAUUCGAUUGUUUGAUAAAUAAUUGUUGACGAAUUUUGUGAGAUUGAAGUUGAUCAGGAUUCUGUGUGUAUUCUUCCAGUGAAUAGGACUUGGUCUUUACUAGUCAUCUUGAUGUACAUUGAAUCGUUUUGUAAUAUAUUACGAAUCGGGAGUGCUGAUCUUGGGUUAUCACCAAAAGUUCAACACCCUGUAUCUCGAGCACAGUUAGUUUUAGUUGUAUUGUACUGUAUUGCAUUUGUAGUCAGGGUACCUUAAAUGCCUUACUAUCGUUUUUAUAGUUUUUUAUGUUAUUUUGUCAAAUGUUAAAAAAUGAUACCUUUGUGUUUACUAAACUUUGUUAUAAAUCAAUGAAAUUUUCAAACAUAUACCUCUAUUGUUUAUUAAUUCUCUAAAUAUGUAAGAACGUUGUUUAUUUUCUAGGUUUUCGUAAUGUUUCAACGAUGGUUACUUUGGACAUAUCACAAAUAUCUAUCAUGCGCUACCGUAGUCAAUUUUAGAGUGGAUAUGUCGAAAGUAUUAAUCGCAAACGUCACUUGCUACACAAAAUAAUUAACAAAAAGUAUAUCUAAUCAUAUGUUACAAUACUGUCUAAGACUAUUGCUAAUAAAUUAUUGGUGUAAACAAUUUUUUGAAGUAUAUCCUAUCACAUGAUUAUAUACUGAUUACUCCCCGUUGGUUCGUUUUAACCCUUAGUGGAAUAAUUAUGUGUGGUGUAAAUAUUUGUCCUUAAUUCUGAAUAAUUAUUUCAAUUUAUUUGCGAACAUUCUCGGGAGUAUUCAGAAUAAAAAAAACUUGUAAAAAUGGUAGAUUGUUAAACAGCGCUUAAUAAAGUUUAAUAAAUUUGUCUUAACAAA